Staurois parvus is the source of this 388-nucleotide messenger RNA. Lineage: Eukaryota; Metazoa; Chordata; Amphibia; Anura; Ranidae. The record is from the annotation of a GenBank genome assembly.
AGGACUCAUACAUGCUACUGUUGUGAUCUAUAUGACUGCGAAAAAUUCAGAACAAUCUGGCAGCUACUAUGAAUUUGUUGGUGUAAACAGUUGCCAGGAUGUUGUUCACUUAUACCGUCUGCUGUGGACCUGCACUGUCCUGAAUAUUGUUGGCCUCUUCCUUGGCAGUAUCACUGCGGCUGUUCUUGGAGCUUUUAAGGAUAUGGCACCAAUUUCACAACUCAACUUUAAUUCACCUCCGCCACAGAUACUUUAUAACCCAGCACAACAGAUCCUCCUGACGUACACUGGUUUCUGCUCUCCAUCCUCCUCCCUUCCUUCCUAUGCAUCAUAUCCACUACCACUGCAGCCUUCAGGUUCGUAUCCAGCAACUUCCUCUGCAGAUAUC